Molecule: messenger RNA, 435 nt
Organism: Adineta ricciae
Lineage: Eukaryota; Metazoa; Rotifera; Eurotatoria; Adinetida; Adinetidae
Source: the annotation of a GenBank genome assembly
AUGGGUGGUUGUUAUCCAGUUGAAGCUUUGUUACAUUCUUCCCUGGAAUGCUUAUACAAUAAAACAUGUCUAGAUUUGAUUUUAUCUAGUAUAGGACAAAGUUUAGAAAAGAUCGACGUGAAAGUUUUACAAUUGAAACCUAAAUAUGGUAUGAAUGAAACAGUUCAACAUAUGAUUGAUCGAUUAUUUGUUGAUGAAUGGAAUAUAAAUUAUUCUCAUCUAAACUAUUCGAAAAAAUGUCAUGCAACAGAUUGUAGUUAUUCAUUUAUAGAAGAUUUUCAUAUUUUACAUAUUAUAACAACUAUGCCUGAUAUAUAUGGAUGUUUAACAAUAGUAUUAAGUCUUUUAAUUCCAUUUAUUAUUGAUAUUAUGUAUCGAGUAUAUUAUAGAAGAACACAAAUAGUUGUCGUGCCAGAUGUAUCAGCAGAAAAUUAA